GAUGGAUUUGACUUGGAGAAGUAUGUCUUUUAGGAGUUUAUGGGCGAAGAGGAAGUCAAUAUUACGGGAAUUUGUUUGAAUAAUAGUAGAGUUUAUAAGAAAGGGAGAGAGGUGCCUGAAUUGGGAGUCAUGAAAGAGCAGCAGCAAGAGAAUGAAAAGGGAGCGGACGGAGACAAGGACACGACGGCGACAUGUCAAAGCGAGAGCGAGAGAGAGUUCUGGGAAUAUAAAGGAGCCUUGAUCUGCAUUGAGGGUGAAGAGCUUCUCCCUUGGGAUGACGAGAACCAUUCUGAAGACAGUGCUGUACCAUUACCAGUCUUCGACGCAACAAACGAGAAACCUUUUGCAUCACAGCCAGUCACACAAGGCUCGAGAGAAUUUUCGUGUAAGAAGAGAAAGCGAGUUAAGGAAGAUGACGAGGGUGGUGAGGAGUACGAGCGGUCAUGUAAACGACGAAAGUGAUGUAGUAUCAUGUUUGGACACAUCAAGAGGAAUGAGCGAUGUACUAUAUGGCUGUGGGAUAGCGUACAAGGAAAUGGGUUUAUGAAGUGUGAUGGAGGGCUGAUUUGAGAGGUUGAUGUCCUGCCAAGAGUGGGGGCAUUAGUUCACCGAGUGAGUCAAUUGGCC
This is a messenger RNA of Cadophora gregata, 627 nucleotides long. RefSeq lists its product as uncharacterized. The transcript is spliced from 3 exons. The record is from RefSeq and is a predicted model, not a curated record. The coding region runs from base 40 to 462 and encodes 140 amino acids. NCBI's taxonomy places the organism in Eukaryota, Fungi, Ascomycota, Leotiomycetes, Helotiales, Ploettnerulaceae.